CCGCCGCCCGCGGCGCCAGGUGGCCGAGCAGGUGGAGGGGGGCGAGCCGCCGCCAGCAGUGCCUGCCCGCGGCGAGCCGGCGGCGACGAAGAUCUAGGUGUGAUCGGGAGGGCCGUCGAGCCGGCGACGACGGCGAAAGCUCUCUUCCUGUCGCGCCGGGUCUCCUCCUCCUCCUCCUCCGUGCAUAUUUGGGGCAGAUCCUCCUCUUCCUCGCUCCAGCUGGACAGCGCUGGCCAAGUGUUUAGCAGAAUUCGUGCCUCGCUCCAGCUGGACCCCACGGGGGUGCUGGACACGCCGGCCGGCGGGAGGCGGAGGAGGAGCGGCUGCAAGGUCCGUGGAGUAAUUAGCUGUAUCGGUCCCUUGUUGUUCUGCCAGACAGUUUAGCUGAAGGCAGUGUUGCUGAAGCGUUUUGCUGCUCAGGGCGUCUGCUCAGGGCGUCUGUCCUGCGCAGGCUGUCGGCCCUUCGAAGGAUAGCCAGCGGAUUCACGGGCAUAUAUUUGGUGCGCCCGUAUUUGCACAUAUGGUGGGCCAGAGGCCGCCGCAGCGUACCGGGUCCUGCGACCCAUGCUUGAAUUCACAUGUCUGUUGCAGGGGUGACCGUCAGACGAGGGCCCGCACGCCUGUUUUCAGGCAGUCGUGGUGGUGAUGCGUUUCGGUCUUCCUAUCCCCACUCUUCCAGACGAGGCGAAGGGACCUCGGUCUGUCGGUUCAGCUUUGGGCUGCGUGCCCGUGCCACAGUAUAUUGGUCAGCGUUGCAAUCGGCACCGGCAAGCGCGUGGCCGUGGGGAGUGCCGCGCUGACGCGUGGGGCGCAUGGCCGCAUCUUACUCCGACUUCUAUUCUCGCUGUUAGGCCCAGGGCUCUCAAGUGCCGACGCGGGCGCGCGCGGCACCAACUUUUGAUAGGAGAGCCUGAGCCUCGAGCCCGAUCCCAGGGAGUGCCGCGGUUAUCCAGCUGCGUCAGCAAUUCGCGGGCUCUGUAGAACACGCGGUUGAUCAGGCCGCUCUUCCAGAAUGCCUGGGUAGGUACGGAAGGCAAACAAGUUGCACAGGACUGCGUGGUCUGGGCGGACAGCUCGGACCGGCGCUGGGGUUUCCCCCUGGAGGGGGCUCCGGCACCGAGGGUUUAUGCUUGUGUAGUUUGUUCGGCCUUCCAGGUAGGGACCUACUUCAGCUACAAGGCGGUAGCGUCGUAGUUGCUCGCUCGCUUCCGAAUAUUUCGGCAGCGGUAUCCUUUUUCUCUCCUGCCGUUUCAAGUCUCCCCAGAUCUGCUGCACAUUGUGGGAAAGGGGGCCAGAUCUGGGCGGUGUCGCAGCUUGCGCUUGGCUGCGCGACGCAGGUGGCUUGUCGUCGGCGGGA
Molecule: messenger RNA, 1357 nt
Organism: Prorocentrum cordatum
Lineage: Eukaryota; Dinophyceae; Prorocentrales; Prorocentraceae
Source: the annotation of a GenBank genome assembly